Messenger RNA from Gavialis gangeticus (Gharial), 1419 nucleotides. RefSeq names its product cholecystokinin B receptor (gene CCKBR). Gene Ontology annotation, biological process: phospholipase C-activating G protein-coupled receptor signaling pathway. The coding region runs from base 1 to 1419 and encodes 472 amino acids. Gene Ontology annotation, molecular function: gastrin receptor activity; cholecystokinin receptor activity. Gene Ontology annotation, cellular component: plasma membrane. Lineage: Eukaryota; Metazoa; Chordata; Crocodylia; Gavialidae. The record is from RefSeq and is a predicted model, not a curated record. The transcript has 6 exons.
AUGGGGCUGGGCCGGCCCCGGCGCAGCUGCGGCACUUCCCAGCUGGGCGGUGGCCCCGCAGCGCAAACACCAUGUACCAGCCGGGCCGGGCGGCGCUGCCAGGAGACGCUGCCCCGCAGCCCGGCGCAGGACAGCAGCGAGCACGGCCCCCAGGUCUCUCCGUCCCCGCGCCCCUCUGCUCCGGCCUGGCUGCCCCCCGCGCCUCCCGGCCCCCAGGCCGCUGCGCAGGCGGGAAGCACAGGGCGGGCACCUGGCUCCGGGCUGCCAGUCCCCCUCCCCUCCCCGGGCUGGGCGAGGACCCGGGCGGCGCUAACCUCCCCCCACUGCGGCGCAGAGCUGGAGGUGAUGGUGCGGGUGCUGCUCUACGGGCUGAUCUUCGCGCUGAGCGUGCUGGGCAACGCGCUGGUGGUGGCCGUGCUGGCCCUGAACCGGCGCCUCCGCACGGUCACCAACGCCUUCCUGCUUUCGCUGGCGCUGAGUGACCUGCUGCUGGCGCUGUGCUGCAUGCCCUUCAGCCUCGUCCCCAACCUCAUGGGCACCUUCGUCUUCGGCGACGUCGUCUGCAAGCUCAUGGCCUACCUCAUGGGCGUGUCGGUGAGCGUCUCCACCUUCAGCCUGGUGGCUAUCGCACUGGAGCGCUACAGCGCCAUCUGCAACCCGCUGCAGUCACGGGCCUGGCAGACGCGCUCCCAUGCCGCCCGCGUCAUCGCCAGCACCUGGCUGCUCUCAGCCCUGCUCAUGCUGCCCUACGCCGUGUUCAGCACCACGGUGCCGCUGGCCCAGCCCCCGCGGCCCCCGGUCUACCAGUGCCUCCACUCCUGGCCCAGCCAACACUUCAGGAAGGCCUGGUACCUGGUGCUGCUGCUGGUCCUGUUCUUCAUCCCCGGCGUGGUGAUGGCCGUGGCCUAUGGGCUCAUCUCGCGUGAGCUCUACCACGGCAUCCGCUUCGAGAUGGACAUGAAGAGGGAGGCUGGCGGUGGCCGGAGCAGCGGGGAGGCGGGCAGCGAGGAAGGCGACGGGUGCUACGUGCAGCUGACGCGGGGGGGCAGCGCGCUGGAGCUGAGCGCGCUGAGCGGCGCGGGGCUGGAGCGGGCGCGCAGCAGCCGGUCAGAGGCGCAGCUGGGGGCCAAGCGACGCGUGAUCCGGAUGCUGGUGGUGAUCGUGGUGCUCUUCUUCCUGUGCUGGCUGCCCGUCUUCACCGCCAACACGUGGCGCGCCUUUGCCCCGGCCGCCGCGCAGCGCGCCCUGGCUGGCACCCCCAUUUCCUUCAUCCACCUGCUGUCCUACGCCUCGGCCUGCACCAACCCGCUCAUCUACUGCUUCAUGAACCGCCGCUUCCGCCAGGCCUUCCUGGCCACCUGCGCCAGCACCUGUCCCUCCGCCCGGUUGUGGGCCCGAGGCCGGCCCCCACCAGCCUAA